GGACACUGCGUACCCUUUUCCGUGAUGUCACAGAUGAACUACAACUCCCAUCAGCGCUGGGAGUAAGGAAGAGCGCAAUCUAAGAUUCAGACGUGUUCAACUGAAACAGGAGUUUGUGUCGAAGAAAAGAGACCUUCUCUAAACUCAAACCACUGCUCCUUUGCAAAUAUGUAUCGAUCAGAAACAUAGAGUGAAACAUUUUCUGCAGAGUUUUUUUCAGCUGUAAAUCAUCAUGGGGACAGUUUUUGCCAUUUUUCUUGUUUUUGUCGGAUGUUGUAGCAAUGUGGUGUCUCUGGAGCUGCUUGUAAGAGAGUUUCCAGGAUGCGGCAACAUCGUCACCUUCGCUCAGUUUGUAUUCAUCGCAUUAGAGGGAUUCAUCUUUGAAACAAACUUUGGGAGGAAGAAACCAGCAAUCCCUAUCAGUAACUAUGUGAUCAUGGUGACGAUGUUCUUCACAGUCAGUGUGAUCAACAAUUACGCUCUCAACUUCAACAUCGCCAUGCCGCUGCACAUGAUCUUCAGAUCGGGAUCACUAAUCGCUAACAUGAUCCUGGGAAUAAUCAUCCUGAAGAAAAGGUACUCAGCCAGUAAAUAUCUGUCUAUAGCUUUAGUGUCAGCUGGUAUCUUCAUCUGCACCAUCAUGUCUGCCAAACAAGUGAAUGUGGCAAAUGAUGGAUCAGAAGAACAAGGAUUUUAUACUUUCAUGCAUUGGCUUAUGGGUAUCGCCAUGUUGACCUUUGCUCUGCUGAUGUCUGCGAGGAUGGGCAUUUUCCAGGAGAUGCUGUACAAGACUUAUGGAAAACACUCCAAAGAGGCUCUCUUCUAUAAUCACUGCCUGCCUCUGCCGGGCUUCCUGCUUUUCUCCACAGACAUCUACAAACACUGUGUCCUCUUCAGUCAGAGCACUCCUGUAGUCGUUCCUGUGGUUGGAGUCACCAUGCCGAUAAUGUGGCUUUACCUGCUGAUCAACAUCAUCACACAGUACGUGUGCAUCCGUGGUGUUUUCAUUCUGACCACAGAGUGCGCCUCGCUGACCGUCACUCUGGUAGUGACGCUGAGAAAGUUCCUCAGCCUCAUCUUCUCCAUCCUUUACUUCCAAAACCCCUUCACUACCUGGCACUGGGUGGGCACGGCUGUGGUCUUCCUGGGCACUCUGCUGUACACGGAGGUGUGGAGCAGCGUUCGGACAGCUCUGCGUGGACCUGUCGUCAAGGACAAGAAGGCAGAGUGAAGAAGAGGGGACUGUACAAACAGCCACUUUGUUGGACUUAGAGAUUGUUUUUGGUCGACCACCCUGCAGCAGCGAUUUUUAUAAAGCUAUAUCAUUUUGAUUUCAUCCUUGAUGACACAUCAUCGGUUAUAGUGAACCCCUCACACACAAACACAACAGGUUAAAGGAUGGUGCUGGCGAUGUUCUGUAUUUUUGUUAUUGUCAACAAUGUGAUUACAUGAAAAGACCAAAAGCAACAAUGUGUUAGUCCACCUCUCAAUACCUACUGACUCCUCUUCUGUCUGCGUUACUCAGCUCCAAGCCCCUUGGUUCCUGCUGAAGAUGUACAGUAUCUCACAAAAGUGAGUACACCCCUCACAUUUUUGCAAAUAUUUCAUUAUAUCUUUUCAUGGGGCAACACUAUAGAAAUGAAACUUUGAUACAACUUAAAGUAGUGAGUGUACAGCAGUAUAGAUUUACUGUCCUCUGAAAAUAACUCAACACACAGCCAUUAAUGUCUAAACAGCUGGCAACACAAGUGAGUACACCUCACAGUGAACAUGUUCAAAUUGUGCCCAAAUUGUCAAUAUUUUGUGUGACCACCAUUAUUAUCUAGCACUGCCUUAACCCUCCUGGGCAUGUAAUUUACCAGAGCUGCACAGGUUGGUACUGGCAUCCUCUUCCACUCCUCCAUGAUGACAUCAUGGCGCUGGUGGAUGUUAGACACCAUGCGCUCCUCCACCUUCCGCCUGAGGAUGCCCCACAGGUGCUCAAUUGGGUUUAGGUCUGGAGACAUUCUUGGCCAGUCCAUCACCUUUACCUUCAGCUUCCUCAGCAAGGCAGUUGUCAUCUUGGAGGUGUGUUUGGGGUCGUUAUCAUGUUGGAAAACUGGACAUGCAGACCGCUUUGAUGCAGUGUGUGGCGUAUGGUCUGAGCACUGACAGGCUGACCCCCCCCACUUCCUCAACCUCUGCAGCAAUGCAGGCAGCACUCAUUCGUCUAUUUUUUUAAGCCAGCCUCUGGAUAUGACGCUGAACACAAGGACUCAACUUCUUUGGUCGACCCUGGUGAGGCCUGUUCCGAGUGGAACCUGUCCUGGAAAACCGCUGUAUGAUCUUGGCCACCAUGCUGUAGCUCUGUUUCAGCAUGUUAGCAAUCUUCUUAAAGCCUAGGCCAUCUUUAUGAAGAGCAACAAUUCCAUUUUUCAGAUCCUCAGAGAGUUCUUUGCCAUGAGGCGCCAUGUUGAAUAUCCAGUGACCAGUAUGAGAGAGAAAACACCAAAUUUAACUGCCCUGCUCCCUAUUCACACCUGAAACCUUGUAACACUAACGAGUCACAUGACACCAGGGAGGAACAACGACACAAUUAGGCACAAUUUGAACAUGUUCACUGUGAGGUGUACUCACUUGUGUUGCCAGCUGUUCAGACAUUAAUGGCUGUGUGUUGAGUUAUUUUCAGAGGACAGUAAAUCUACACUGCUAUACAAGCUGUACACUCACUACUUUAAGUUAUAUCAAAGUUUCAUUUCCAUAGUGUUGUCCCAUGAAAUAUUAUAAUAAAAUAUUUGCAAAAAUGUGAGGGGUGCACUCACUUUUGUGAGAUACUGUACAUCAUUAAAGCAGCUGUAAUCAACAUUUUUAUAUUGGUAAUGGCUCACGUGACAACUUGUUACUGAGAGAGGUGCUUGUAGUGAUGAAAUUACUGCAGUUCUUCUCAGCUCCAUGGAGCAUUUUAGCAUCAGACCCAGAUAGCUCCCUGAGGAGUUGGUGGAGACCAAAAAUGGAGAUAAAAGAAGAGUGAAUGUUGUCGUUUUAUUAAUCAGGAAACACACCAGAAACACGACUCCGAGUCAGUGAUGAUCUUGUUCUCUGUCUGCUGGAUGGGUAAACAAGCUAAAUCAAGUUAAAUGAUUAUGAGAUGUGAUCAUGAUCAUCAGUAGUUAUUUUUAGAUGUGAUUUAUCAUAUAAAUCAGUUUUCUAAAGCAAAAAUCCCAAACGUUUGAUUUUUAAGUUCUCAAAUGGGAGAAUAUGCAGUUUGUUUGUGCGUUGGUUUUUUGUUUUGCGAUUUUUUUUUGUUUUGUUUUUGUUUUUGUCUGACAUUAUACUACAUUAAUUAUUUUUAGGUUUUUGACUGUCAGUUGGACAAAACAAGACAUUUGAUGACACUGUUUUGUGCUCCAGGAUAUCGUGACGAGCAUUCUUCCCUUUUUUCUUCAUGUUUUAUAGAUCAGUUGAACAUAGAAUUGAGAAAAUAAUAGGCAAAAUAUUGUACAGCUGGGCACUGUAGUUUUAAGCAAACCGUACUCAAACAGGAGUAAAUUGUUAAUUAGUUAAGGACUGUUUUCAGCUGCAGAUUAAUACACGGUGCUUAAGUGAGUGUUUAGCAGCAGGACUGUGUAUGUGGGAUUGACUCAGAAUAAACUUCAGAGCCCGUGUUCGUUGUAGUGAAGAGAGGUAGUGCAGCUGUGGCUCACUCGUGUUUUAAUAACAACGCAGGUGUAUGGCUCAGAGGAAAAAUAUCAGGUUAUUGUUAGGAUCAAUUCGUUGGUGGUUUUCGUCUUUUCAUGUGACAGAAUAUCACCAGUUAUCUUUUAAUAUUAGUACCUCAUUAGCAGUUUACAUGUAAAAUCAUGUUGUGACUUUUUUUGUCUGUGAUGUUUGAUUAUUUAUUUGAUAAAAGUGACAGCUAAUUCACUCCAUAUUUACAUUCAUGCUGAUCAGUAGGAUUACACUGAACACUAUAAUGUGAAUGGACUAAAUACAUUAAUGUAGAAGAAGCAGCUGGAAUCAGGAUUAUUACAUCAGAUACAGACUGUUAGAAAUAUAGAGGGAUAAUUUAUGGAGUUCAUGUAUUUUAUUUUUCAUGUGUCCUUGUCAUAUUGUCUCAGGUGCACUGGAACAGCAUUUGGAAAUGUGGAAACAUACACAGUUUAAUAAAUCUUCACACUCCC
This is a messenger RNA of Seriola aureovittata, 4160 nucleotides long. It is a transcript of the gene slc35b4, whose product is annotated as solute carrier family 35 member B4. Gene Ontology annotation, molecular function: UDP-xylose transmembrane transporter activity; UDP-N-acetylglucosamine transmembrane transporter activity. Lineage: Eukaryota; Metazoa; Chordata; Actinopteri; Carangiformes; Carangidae. Gene Ontology annotation, biological process: transmembrane transport. The transcript has 10 exons. Gene Ontology annotation, cellular component: Golgi membrane; endoplasmic reticulum membrane. The record is from RefSeq and is a predicted model, not a curated record. The coding region runs from base 233 to 1231 and encodes 332 amino acids.